GAGCCGGACACUCGAGGUGGGUGUGUGUGCAUGGCUCUCGAUCGCUCUUUAAUCAAGUAUCUACACCGACGGCCUUGAACUUGCGGAGAUCGAGCGGAUACCUUGCGAUUUCGCGCUCGCGGACCCCCAGAGGCGAACAAUAUCUUGUUCAGUACGUAUACACACUGACCUGAGCGGUAUACACAAGUGACGCGGCCGCGAAUCGCUCACUCGCCGUCUUCGACCAUUGUGAAGGAAAAAAGUUAUCUCCCCCUCAGCUCACGUUAUCAACUCUUUCGGGGAGUCUGUUCUCCGAAACUGUACAGACGUACUUUAUCUCCGUCGAAAGAGAGAGAGAGAGAGAGAGAGAGAGAGAGAGAUGCGGGAGCGAUAUUAGACUGCUCGUUGCAAAAUAUGUAUAUAACGCGCGGCGAGUUUUGUCGGACCGCAGAACGGGAAACGAGCGCGAGCGGUGCGUCCAUUUUUCUCUGAUCGUCGUCGAUUUCUUUUUUAUUCGCUUCGCUCGAGAGACGCGUUGUUACUACUAUCUCCGCGAGUGUGUGCAUCUACUUGCGUCAAUGGAUUUUUCGACUCGUUAUCAAUCGUAGCGGAUAUUCGCGCCGAGACGAAGCUGCGUCUGGACUCAGUACAGACGAAAAGUCAGAGGAGAAGCAGACGCCGAGAGGAGCACGUGGACGUAUUCGAGCUCACACGAAAGUCUGAAUGAGUAAGAUAUAGUAGGCCCGUAGUGCAGUGGAUAUUUAUCAAGUGUUGAGAUAUAGACGCGAAUCGGAGAGUCAAGAUGAUGUUCAACGAGACACUGCUGAUGCUGAUUUACACGGCAAAUCUGCUGUCGACCCCGCACAACAGGAACCAGAAGAGAGAAGAUCGGCAGGUGUUCACUACGACGAGCACGACGCAGCAGUCGGCGGAUCUGGAUGAGAGCAUAUUUGAGUAUGACGAUGAAUGGUACAUGUGGAGAUGCUACCAGCCGUUCGGUUGUUUCUACAUUGGAACUCCAUGGUCUGGAGGCAGUAGACCAGUAUCGACGUUCCCGACUAAGCCAGACAGUAUUAAUCCGCUUUUUAUGCUUUACACCCGAGAUCGCGUAGACGAUCCGCAUGAACUAGUUAUAGAUCGCAUUAGUACGAUCAGAGACUCGCCUUUGAGAAGAAAUGAGAACCUCUACUUCAUCAUUCACGGUUACUUGGACAACGGAAAUAAAACGUGGGUUUUAAGGAUGAUGAACGAGCUGUUGCUGCGAGAAAACUGCAAUGUGGUGGUAAUUAACUGGAUCGGAGGUGCAGGACCUCCGUACACUCAAGCCGUUGCGAACACGAGGCUCGUGGGUGCCAUGACGGGCAGAUUAGCUUCUCAACUAAUUCAGAAGGGAAAGAUGCAGGCUUCGCGUUUACACUGCAUUGGGCACAGCUUGGGAGCUCACACCUGCGGCUACGUCGGUCACAAUUUGCGAGUUCAGUAUGGCUACAAACUUGGAAGGAUAACGGGUCUCGAUCCUGCAGAGCCUCACUUCAGCAACACAUCGCCCCUUGUGCGUCUGGAUCCAUCCGAUGCGGAUUUCGUCACUGCGAUACACACCGAUUGCAGUCCGUUCAUCAGCGGCGGUCUGGGUAUCAGUCAACCGGUGGCCCACAUCGAUUUCUUCCCCAACGGUGGAAGAAAUCAGCCCGGAUGCAACGAGGGCGUCUUCAACUCUAUCACCCUGGAGAAAGGAAGUUUCUUCCGAGGAAUUAAAAGAUUUCUCGGCUGCAACCACAUACGGAGUUACGAGUACUUCAUAGAAAGCAUAAACACGGUGUGUCCGUUCUUGUCGGUGCCUUGCACCUCGUGGGAGAGAUUUCAAAACGGCAGCUGCUUCGAUUGCGUCGAGCAACAUUGCCCCAGGUUCGGAUUCAACGCCCAGCCAGGAAACCAUCACGCUUCCGUCUACCUGAUGACAGGAAGGGACAAGCCUUUCUGCAAGGCUCACUACCGGGUGACGAUAAACGUCUCGAAGACGAACGAGAGCCUGAACUACGGCGGCGAGGUCGGCAUGUUCGUGAUAAGAGUGAUCGGACCAAAUGGCAAGAUGACCGAGAGGCUGUCCUUGAGUGAACACUCCAAGUAUUACGAGCCGGGAACGAGGCACACGGCUGUGAUACCCGGUGACGUGGUCGGUAAAGUCGAAGCUGUGGAGAUCACUUGGGACUAUCAGACGUCGAUGUUCAACCCGCUGACAUGGAGACUGCUGCACAAGCCUAAAGCUUACAUCGACUCGCUUACUAUCAAGAGUCUCGAGUUUCAAAACGAAAUCACCGUUUGUCCAGCCAGCUCGAAGACUCUAGUGGCGAACGAGCCGCAGAUACUAAAAGUGGAGAACUGCCGAUACAUCAGCGACCUGAAUUUCGUCUCGACGUGAGCUCGCUCACGGCCGUGGCAGAAACGCCCAUACAGACAUCGACAUCAUCAGCAUUGCGCCGAAAAGGAUCGUCACCGAACGGCGAUGCAAUAAUUGCAAGCUGUAACGAGAGAAACGACGGAGGUAUAAUAUGAUGUAUAGAGGAUCAAUCGAGGGCCUUGAAACCGCGCGUCGAAAGAGAAUGAGACUUUAUUGUGUACGUCGAUAUUUCAUGAGCUGAUUAGUUGUAUACGAGAGUCAGUUUUGCGAUUGGACUUUGAAUAGAUUAUGGUCAGAUUCGUGUAUAUUGUGUAUUGCUAUAGGAAUGAAUUUUCAUCGGUUCGUAUAUGACGAUAUAGAUGAAAAACUUAUAAAAAUUUUUGUAUCAGACUGUACAUAGCUUUUCACGACAACUCUGCAUCUUCGUGCUCUCUAUUUACUAUAGUUUUAACUCUAUACUUCACUUUUAUCUCCCUCGAUCAUCGCAACCAAUUAACGCAGCUAGUAUUGUAUUAGUAAUCGCGUCGCAAUUAAUUACACUCACAUCGAAGUAAACGCGUCGACUUCGGAAAAUCGAACUUCGCGCACGUGUAUAGAGAGCCUUGCGUUCGCACGUCCUUUCACCGUCAGACACGUUGACGACCCACCGGAGCAUAUGCGCCGCUACCAUAAAUACUACUACUACUAUAUUCUUCUUCUCUCUUUCACCUUGGCACUCGUCGCUACUGCUCAAGCUUUCAUGCGUCGCGAGGCUGCAAAUCAUCGUGCCUACGGUUGCUUGUGCACAAUUUAUAUACGUACGUGUGUACGCGUAGACAGAGACCAAUAAGGAAGAGAACUUCAUUCAUUAUACGCGUGGAUGUGGACGAAAAUUUAUUUGUUGCUAAUCAGCGUCGAUGUGUAGUUUCGCGUUGUUGUAUUAUAGGUAGUGCAUGAGGUUAUUAUCGAGACGAGGAUGGAUCGUUUUUAUCCGCCGAGAAUCGUUGUUGCGCGUCAAUUUGAAAGUGUCUGAAAAGACGAAAAAAGAUAUUUUUUGACAAUGCAAGAAUCGAUUAGAAAUAAAUUGAAAUUGAAUUCAUCAUAGAUAAUAAGCUGUAGUUAAUUUGUAAUGAAUAGUUAUUAUCGAGGCAUUAUAGCAAAUAGUGUAACCUUUAAUUUAUAAAUAUACUGCUUAUUUGCAUGUAUUACACGUAAAGUUCGCCGCUGAAUAAUCAUAAUUAAUUUUUAUUUGAUGUUACUCAUAUACAUACAAUAUUUUUAUGCGAAACAUAGUUUAAUAUAGUUUAAUAUAAUUGAGAAUCGAAAUAUGACUUGAUCAGUAAGAUCGCAAUGUCCGAUAUAUUUACUAGAGAAUAUAAUGUUUAACAAUAAUUAAAUUAACAAAAAUUAGAAUAUGAUACGUACCUUGCGCUAAUAUGCUAACACAUAGUACAAGCUAGAUUACGUUGUAACUAUAUACGCUUACUUUAUUAGCCUCUAACAAUAUUUUUUUAAAUGAAAAAUAAAUUCAUCUAUGAAUAAAUAAAUUUACCACA
Molecule: messenger RNA, 3912 nt
Organism: Nasonia vitripennis (jewel wasp)
Lineage: Eukaryota; Metazoa; Arthropoda; Insecta; Hymenoptera; Pteromalidae
Product: pancreatic triacylglycerol lipase
Exons: 7
Coding region: 782-2398 (538 amino acids)
Biological process (GO): lipid metabolic process
Molecular function (GO): triacylglycerol lipase activity
Source: RefSeq, a predicted model, not a curated record